Molecule: messenger RNA, 1521 nt
Organism: Odobenus rosmarus divergens (Pacific walrus)
Lineage: Eukaryota; Metazoa; Chordata; Mammalia; Carnivora; Odobenidae
Gene: GJB6
Product: gap junction protein, beta 6, 30kDa
Exons: 1
Coding region: 10-795 (261 amino acids)
Biological process (GO): cell communication
Cellular component (GO): connexin complex
Source: RefSeq, a predicted model, not a curated record
GCCAACACAAUGGACUGGGGUACCCUACACACUUUCAUCGGGGGUGUAAACAAACACUCCACCAGCAUCGGGAAGGUAUGGAUCACCGUCAUCUUCAUUUUCCGUGUCAUGAUCCUUGUAGUGGCUGCUCAAGAAGUGUGGGGUGAUGAACAGGAAGAUUUUGUCUGCAACACGCUGCAACCAGGAUGCAAAAAUGUGUGCUACGACCACUUUUUUCCUGUGUCUCACAUCCGGCUGUGGGCCCUGCAACUCAUCUUUGUCUCCACCCCGGCCCUGCUGGUAGCGAUGCAUGUCGCCUACUACAGACACGAGGCCGCCCGCAAAUUUAGGCGAGGAGAGAAAAGAAAUGAAUUCAAAGACUUAGAAGACAUUAAAAAGCAGAAGGUUCGGAUAGAGGGAUCCCUGUGGUGGACGUACACCAGCAGUAUCUUUUUCCGAAUCAUCUUUGAAGCAUCCUUUAUGUAUGUGUUUUACUUCCUUUACAAUGGGUACCACCUGCCCUGGGUGUUGAAAUGUGGGAUUGACCCUUGCCCCAACCUUGUCGACUGCUUUAUCUCUAGACCUACUGAGAAAACCGUGUUUACCAUUUUUAUGAUUUCUGCAUCUGUGAUUUGCAUGCUGCUUAAUGUGGCUGAGUUGUGUUACCUGCUGCUGAAAGUAUGUUUUAGGAGAUCAAAAAGAACACAAAUACAAAGAAAUCAUCCCAAUCAUGCCCUAAAAGAGAGUAAGCAAAAUGAAAUGAAUGAGCUGAUUUCAGAUAGUGGUCAAAAUGCCAUCACAGGCUUUCCAAGUUAAACAUUUCAAAGCACUACGUAGCUGACUCAUAACAAAAGUGGUACCUUCUGAAGGCAGUGCCCACCAGAAAAUCCCUUUCAUAGGCUGAAGACUUUGUCUUUAUAAAUGCUUUCAUAAUACAUGGAUACUUGAGUUAACUUUUUGUAGAACAAUUGUUCCAUUAAUAUGCAACAUAAUCAAAUAUGUGGUCCAUCUCUGAAACUAAGACAGGAUUACAACUGUGCCUUGAAGUAACUUUAACAUGUUUAAGUGGACUGUCUGACAUACUAGGUAUUUCCUGAAAAUUUAAGUGUGUAACUGUUGUUGAUAAAGAACAUUUAUAUAGAAAUUGAUACUUUGAUUAGUAAAAGAUAUUUUUAUAGGAUUGAAUGUUUUAGUUCUGACUUUGAAUUUAUAUAAAGUAUUUUUAUAAUGACUGGUCUUUCUUACCUGGGAAAACAUAUGAGGUUAGUUUUAGAAUUAUGCCAUAAGUAUCUAAAUUUUGAACUUACAGUCUAUCUUGUUGUAAAUAGUGUUUUUGCAAUUUCUAUUGACAAAUUUAUGAGCUAUCAUGAUACUCUUAAGGUGGAAAUUGUUCAUUGUACAAUAUAUUUUUAUUGCUUCCUAAAUGUAGACAGAGCUGUAUGGAAGUAGGAAGCUUUUUAAAACUAGAGAUUUGCAAUCAUUGUGAAUAGCUGACAUGAAUGUGCUCACCUCAAUAAAGAUUAGCCCCAUUGCUUAUGCCUU